AGCGAGCCGAGUCGCGUGUAUCGGUGUGCGGGUCCCGGGCCCCCAGCCCCGGCAGGGGCCUGUCGCCGUCAGACUCGGGCUGCCCGCGGGAGGGACUGCAUCCGCGACCCGUCGGGGACCACAGCUACUCGGCUGGAGUUCAGGGGCCGAGUCUGCAGAACGGCUCACGAGAGACAGGUCCCUGGAUGAGAAGGAGCUGACAGCAGCGGGGUCCCACCUUCUCUGUGUGCAGGGGAGCAGGGCUGCAGAGCCCCUGUGGCACCCAUGCCGAAGAACAGCAAGGUGACCCAGCGUGAGCACAGCAAUGAGCACGUCACCGAGUCAGUGGCUGACCUGCUGGCCCUUGAGGAGCCUGUGGACUAUAAGCAGAGCAUACUGAAUGUGGCCGGCGAGGCAGGUGGCAAGCAGAAGGUAGCAGAGGAGGAGCUGGACGUAGAGGACCGGCCAGCCUGGAAUAGCAAGCUGCAGUACAUCCUGGCCCAGAUUGGCUUCUCUGUGGGCCUUGGCAACAUCUGGAGGUUCCCCUAUCUGUGCCAGAAAAAUGGAGGAGGUGCCUACCUGGUGCCCUACCUGGUGCUGCUAAUUAUUAUUGGCAUCCCCCUCUUCUUCCUGGAGCUGGCUGUGGGACAGAGGAUCCGCCGUGGCAGCAUUGGUGUGUGGCACUAUGUGUGCCCCCGCCUGGGAGGCAUCGGCUUUUCCAGCUGUAUU
This is a messenger RNA of Castor canadensis (American beaver), 708 nucleotides long. The record is from RefSeq and is a predicted model, not a curated record. Lineage: Eukaryota; Metazoa; Chordata; Mammalia; Rodentia; Castoridae.